AUACUGAGAUUUCUGGCGCGCUAUAUAAAAGAUUCAUGGCUAAUAUCGUUGACCGUCAGUUAUACUCAAGUCUUUCGCAAGGCAUAGUGAUUCCGUCUACCGCCUAACGGGUAAAAAAUAAUAGUGUUUGGCCGAGAACUUGAAGAUGGCUUCGUGGUGGUUAUUUACUGGACUGUUGUUAGUGCUGUGCGCGAGUAGCAUUUCCGCAUCCGAGGAUGCUGUGAACGGUAGUUCCGGCGCGCGUUCGAUGAUCCGCAUUUACGACGAGUGUACAAAGGCCAACGACGGCUUCGUUCCGUGUCUGAAGAAGAAGGCCAUUACCUUCCUGGAUAGGAUUUCCAAUGUAGACUCAAUUAGCCUCGGCGACGGGAUGCGGGUUGUGCGUGGACAGGAUGCACCGCUAGGACCCUCCUUAACUGAAAACGAGCUGGAGGCUUCCUUGCCCCGUGGAAUUGAUGAUCGCGAUGCCACCCUCACAACGUUGCUGAUUGAACGGGUUGCAAGAUUCUUUAGCCGACGAUCGCUUCAAGUUGACUUCCCGCGCAUUUCAUCUGAGGAGCUAGGACGCGGUUUGGAAGAAGGUCGUGGCAAGAUGAAGAAAAUGAUGGGCAUGAUGAUGAUGGGCAUCGCGAUGAAGAUGGUCGGAAUGAUUCCAGUGGCCAUUGCAGCCCUCUACCUGUUGGCAGGCAAGGCGUUGAUAGUGUCCAAGAUCGCGUUACUUCUAGCGGGUAUUAUUGGACUUAAGAAGCUGCUCGCUGGUCGAGGAGGAGGCAGUCAGAGUGCGUCUGUUUCAUCAUACUCGGCAGGAUCGGGAGGCUGGUCGUCCGGUGGAGGCCACGGAGGCGGUGGUGGUUGGGACAGGCGAUCCCUCGACGCUGCCCACGAUCUUGCGUACAAAGGGUACACCAAACACUAAGUCAGGUUAACUGCAAUAGCUUUACGUCACAAAUAGACUUCAUCAGCGUGUCUAGGAUCAAAGGAAAAAGUAUCUCUUUUUUAUGGAGAUAUUAGUGUAGUGAUUUAUCGUGUACACGUUUAAGUAUUAUCCUAUUUAUUUAUUGCGCCCAUCAACUCUUCAAGUAUUUAUUUGUAGAAUGUCAUUCACGAAUAUGUCUAAUAUUUAUUGUGUUCUAUUUAUUCAUUUUUGUAAUAAAUAAUUUAAGCAAUGCGA
This is a messenger RNA of Hermetia illucens (black soldier fly), 1171 nucleotides long. RefSeq lists its product as uncharacterized. The record is from RefSeq and is a predicted model, not a curated record. Bases 146 to 916 code for a protein of 256 amino acids. NCBI's taxonomy places the organism in Eukaryota, Metazoa, Arthropoda, Insecta, Diptera, Stratiomyidae. The transcript is spliced from 2 exons.